Messenger RNA from Closterium sp. Yama58-4, 4113 nucleotides. NCBI's taxonomy places the organism in Eukaryota, Viridiplantae, Streptophyta, Zygnematophyceae, Desmidiales, Closteriaceae. The record is from the annotation of a GenBank genome assembly.
AUGCGCCGAAUUCCAGUGGCGGUUUGGAGGGCGAUUGCUUUGCUGCGCGCUGUGCUGCCACGCGGGAGCUGGUGGGACCUUCAGCAGCUGGCUGGGGGGAAGGCAGCACGCGGGAAAGGGGCUAGUGGGGAUAGCAGCGGGAAAGGGAGCGGUGGUGGGGAUUCGCCGGGCGAGCUGUGGGACGCCGUUCGCAAGCUCUGGCGGUUCUGCGCGCCCAACAGGACCAUGCUCGUCCUCGCCUCGCUCUGCCUCGCCCUCGCCGCUCUUUCGGAGGUGACCAUCCCGCACUUCCUUGCGGCCACCAUAUUCGCCGCGUCUAACGGGCUCAAACCCCAGUUCGACAGGAACGUUCAGCUUCUCAUCACCAUGACUCUCGCCUGCGGAAUCUUCAGUGGUCUGAGGGCCGCUUCUUUCACCAUCCUCAACCUCCAAAUGGUGCGGCGAAUGCGGCUGGCGCUGUACGAGACGCUCAUCCGGCAGGACAUUGCCUUCUUCGACGGCCAGUCGGUGGGCGAUCUCACGUCCCGCCUCGGCUCUGACUGCCAGGCUGCGGGGCACACAGUGGCCAUUGACCUCAACAUCAUGCUGCGCAACGCCCUGCAGGGCAUAGGGGCAUUUGUGUUCCUCAUUCGCCUGAGCUGGCAGAUGGCGCUCGUUACGGCUGCACUCUGUGCCCUCAUGUGGUACCUGCUCAUGGUCUACGGCAGUUUCUCCCGGCGGAGCUCCAUGGUGGUGCAGGACACAGUGGCCGCCGCCAAUGAGGUGGCAGAGGAGACGCUUUCGCUGGCCCGAGUGGUGCGGACGUUUGGCACGGAGAGCAAGGAGGUGAAGAGGUACGAGGUGCCGCUGCAGCGCAUAGUGAAUGUGGGUCUGAGGAGGUCCGUGGCGUAUGGCGUGUGGACGUGCACUGGCAACACCAUCUACAACGCCACACAGGUGCUCGCUCUGAUAAUGGGAGGAGGGGCGGUGAUGGCCGGCCGGAUAACAGCGGAGCAGCUGACGCAGUUCAUUCUGUAUGCGGAGUGGGUGGUGCAUGCCACGUGGUGGGUGGGCGAUCACUGGGCCUCCCUCAUGGACUCUGUCGGCGCCUGCCACCGCGUGUUUCAGCUGCUGGAUUUGCCACCCUCAGAGCAGCUCACACAGAACCAUGGCCGUGUGUUGCCAUCGCUGAGCGGCAAGCUGGAGUUCCGCAAUCUCUCCUUCCGCUACCCCACCCGCCCUGAGGCACCCGUAUUGGAUCACAUCAACCUGACCAUCCAUCCAGGCGAGCUGGUGGCGCUGGUGGGUCUCAGUGGCAGCGGCAAGAGCACCCUAGUCGGGCUGCUGCAGCGACUCUACGAGCCCACCGAAGGGCAGGUGCUUAUAGACGACGUGCCUCUACCGGAGAUUGACAUCGCAUGGCUGAGAAGCCACAUUGGCGUCGUCAGCCAGGAACCCCGUCUCUUCAGCACUGACGUUGCUUCCAACAUCGCUUAUGGAAGCAGAGAGGAAAUUUCUCAAGAGCAAAUCACCAGAGCAGCAACUCAGGCCAACGUCCAUCAGUUUGUUUCUGGGCUGCCCGAGGGCUACGACACGGUGGUCGACAACGCGCGGCUGAGCGGCGGGCAGAAGCAAAGAAUAGCGAUUGCGCGGGCUCUAGUGCGCGACCCCACUCUUCUGAUUCUGGAUGAGGCCACGAGUGCUUUGGAUGCUGAGAGCGAGCACUACGUGCAGAUGGCACUGGACCAAGCCAUGCAUGAGGACUCGGCAAGGGGAAGGAGAAAACGGACAAUCAUUGUGAUCGCUCAUCGGUUAUCCACGAUUUGUUCCGCAGAUAGAAUAGUGGUGAUGUCCGCAGGCAAAAUUGUCGAGGUUGGCACACACCAGCAGCUGAUGGAAAGGAAAGGAGAUUCCAGCUCAUUAGCGGAUGACUUCAACGAGGUGCUUCGCGAAGCUAUCGCCCAAGUCCCGUCGCACGUGCGAUGGUUCUCCGUCAGCCACGAUCAGCGCAUGAUCAUCCACCUCGUUCACCGCAAGCAACCAGGCGCCCAGCCGCCACGCGCGGGAAUCUCCGCCAGCGGGGCCGCCACCAUUGUCACCGCCGCGGCGCACGAGUGCGCGGAUCGGCAGCGCGUCCGUCAGCUUCUGCAGUCCCUUCUCGACGAAUGCGCCGCGGAGCUGCUGCCGACGGUUGACGCCGCGGGGGAGGCGCAGGCGCAGGCACAAGCCGCGGAGCGCGAAGGCGGAGCAGAGCAAAACGGAGCGGCAGCAACAGCCGCGGAGGAGCCUAAUGUUUUCCUGUUUGAGCGGAAAAAACAACAGCUAAAGAAGCUAGAGCAGCGCCUUAGGUCUUUAAUCGCGUCGCAUAGGGGCGUCGUGCCUCCCCGCCCCGUCCUAAUGCUCUACCCCGGCGCGCCCAAGCGCUUCCUCACGCGCGCGCCCGAGCCUCCCCCGUGGGAAGGCGGAGCGGGGGGAGCGGGGGAAGAAGAGGGGCGGAGGGUGCUGGAGUGCGGGCGCACGCGACUGCAAAAGGAAUUGGCGGAGCUGGACGAAAACGAGGACGAUGAUAACGAGGAUGAUGCGUUUGUAUUCAACGUGGCGGGGAGGGCGAGAGAGGGGGGAAUUCAACGGGGGCUGCGCGGGGCUGCAAAUGGGGGCGCGGGGAAUGGGGGCCCGGUGAAUGGGGGCGCGGGGAAUGGGGGCCCGGUGAAUGGGGACGCUGGGAGUGGGGGGGUUGACAGGGUGGCGGAGGCACCGCAGCAGCAACGGCUGCAACAGCAGGAGGAGGAGAAGACGGAACAGCAGGAGCCUGCACAGCCAGGCGCACAACAGGCAGCCUCUGCAGGGGGGUCAGGGUGGAGCAGCCCCUUAGCCUCUGCUGAUUUCUCCUGGGCGGCACGCGUGGCACCUGACGGCUUGUUCGGCAGCAUUGCCAGCGCGGUGGCAGCAGUUGCUUCGGGUUCCUCCACUCCCCCUUCACCUGCACCGCACGGCAACACCAGUGCACACCCCCCUGCCCACCCUGUUCCAUCCACCCCCCCACCUACACCCAAUCCUGGUUCUACCGCCUUUCCCCCCCGUCCUGCCACUCUCACUGCUCCGCCCACCAUCGCCACUGCAUCUCCUGGCCCGUCCAACCCCAGCGGGCUCUUCCAAUCAGGCAUCAAUGUGAUAUACGAAUCAGCAGUGGCGUUCUCAACUGAGUAUACCAACACGAUGCGCACGCUCACACACACCACCAGCGCCACCAACGCCAACUGGUCGACUCAAUUCUCCAACAUGGUUACCGCCGCUGCCAUCGCUGCUGGUACUCUGGCCAGCGGCCCUGCUGUUUCAGGUGACGCUUCAGGUGCUGCUUCAGGUGCUGCUGCUGGUGAUGCUGCAGUUGGGAACAACAGAGGAGCAAACGCCGCCUCUCACGCUGCCAAAGCAGGUCCGGGUAACGCAGGGUUACCACCGACGCAAGGCCGGCCUAGGGAUGGGAAGGUGCGGGGGCGGGUGGGUGACGUGGCGCCGUCAGGGCUGACGUGGGAGGAGGAGAUUGCGUCCCAGCUGGCGUCUGUGGGCGUGGCUGUGUCGUCCUGGGGCCCUGGGGAAGAGGCGCGGGCGGAGAGGGGAGGAGAUGAUGGAGGUGGAGUGGGAGUAGGAGGAGGGGAACAGGGAGUAGGAGGAGGGGAACAGGGAGUAGGAGGAGGGGAACAGGGAGUAGGAGGAGGGGGGAGGGGAGUAGGAGGCAAUGGCGAAGCAGCAGCAGCGGUGGCUAGUAAUGGCGCGUCACCCGCAGCGUCAAAAGCAGGAGCGGCAUCAGAGAGGGGAGAGACUGCCCCUCCAGCAGCCCCUCCAGCAAGUUACCCAACAGCAAGGAGUGCUGGCAGCAGGGCAAGGACUCAGAGCAUGGUGGGACUGGUUGGGGGAGGGAGGGCAGCCACAGGAGCCAAAGGAGCAGAUGGAGGGGUGGGAGUGCGGGGCACGCUAGGCAUAAAUGUGCGGACAGGGCACAACCGGGCGGCAUCUGUAGCAGCGUCUGUAGCGGGGGCACCACCGCCUUCCCCAGGAAGCGGAAGCAAGUUUGGGGGAUUUGGGUUUGGAAGCUUUCUCCCCAAGGGGUGGAGAAAGGCGCUUAACCUGGAGUGA